GAACUCGGAAUUGCCCUAUAGCAUGGCCCCUUCACUGAGAUACAUACUCUGCGCAGAGUAUCGACAUAGCUGUCGCCGCUCGGGGCAACUGCCACUGGCAUCUGUAAGAGGCCCAUCAACCAUAUUAUAACGCUCACGAACACAACCUAGGACCGGCGCAGGCGAGGCGAUGAUGAUGCAUACCAGCAUAUGCUCGUGCGUACACUUCUGCCAAGGCUCUGAAGAGCACUAUCCGCCCGUUUCCCUACGCUCCUUCUUCCUUGAUUCUGCUUCGACUUUGCCGCCAGACUUCGACAACUCGCAAUCCAAUCGCAAACACAACACUCACUCGCCGAGCCUGGAGGCAUGACCACCGUGACACCAUCCUCGUCCACGCCGACGACCUCAUCCUCCUCGCCCCCACCCAAAUGGCCCUACAACGCCGCGCGCUCAACUGGCACCGAAUGCACGCCUCUCCUCGCCGCCCUCCUCGCCGCCAGCACCCUCGACGAGAUCUCGAUCGGGUCCGACACCUUUCAAAUGGCCAUGGCGGGGUACAUCCGUGGCCAAGAGCGCGUCGACGCCGAAGACCGCACUCUCGAGGCGCGCAUUUUCUGGGUGUACCCGAUGGGACUAUGGGGCCCUUUCCGCGAGACGGAGGACGGCAGCAUCAAGCAGCAGGGGCUACUCGUAACGAUGGAACGAGGUGCGAAGGUCGCAGAGGCCGUUGAGGCGAUCAAGGCGAACUUCCACGGGGAUGGGACUGCACAUAUUCACGUGGCUGCCUCCUGAAUUAUCGCAAUUCACAGUACCUGCAAAUGCUGACCAGCCCCAGAACACAGUGUAUACCAUAUGGUGCUAGAGGUUUGACGUUUGACCCGAGGCAUCAGAGGAAUUCGUACCCAACUUCAAGUGUACUACUUAAUGCCUGCUCACGAACGUUUUGAAACGGCCGGACGCGGACGCCUCA
This is a messenger RNA of Fomitopsis serialis, 949 nucleotides long. RefSeq lists its product as uncharacterized. NCBI's taxonomy places the organism in Eukaryota, Fungi, Basidiomycota, Agaricomycetes, Polyporales, Fomitopsidaceae. The transcript has 2 exons. The coding region runs from base 346 to 771 and encodes 141 amino acids. The record is from RefSeq and is a predicted model, not a curated record.